Helianthus annuus (common sunflower) is the source of this 834-nucleotide messenger RNA. Its product is annotated as probable membrane-associated kinase regulator 6. The coding region runs from base 1 to 657 and encodes 218 amino acids. The transcript is spliced from 2 exons. Lineage: Eukaryota; Viridiplantae; Streptophyta; Magnoliopsida; Asterales; Asteraceae. The record is from RefSeq and is a predicted model, not a curated record.
AUGUCAAAACUCAAAACUAAUAUCCUUCCCAUGGAAACCUCCCAACCUCUCACCAUAGAAAGCUUCUCUUAUUCUUGGUUAAUCAACCAAAAACCCUCCCUCGACCGCCUCUUCGACUGCGAUAAACACGAAACCAACACAAAUUCUCCACGCGUCGUCCUCGAAGAAGCCCAAAAUUUCUGUUUCAAUCUUCCGUACGCUACGAGUAAUCUUGUUGAUGCGGAUGAAAUCUUUUGUGACGGACGUAUUAUUCCUAAGUCCGUCAAUCAGAUAAAGAUUUACUCGUGUCCUGCUACACCUGUGGUUCAUUUUCCACACAAAAAACGUUCUAAAAAAUAUAGUCAACUUAUAGCCGAUUGGCGAGUUUCGACCAAAAAGGUAUUAAGGAAGUGUUUUAGCCUUCUUGUACCUAGAAAAACUACAAGGAUUGUGGACAGUUCAAGGAAUUCUGGUUGUUUGUCGUCUUCAGUGGUUACAACUAAUCAGUUGAAUACGAGAAUCGAAGUCUACCAGACCACCCGGAGAACCAAGAGCUGGAGUCAGGAUUCAAUAAGCGGAUCUCAUUUUUUGUGUUCGAAAAAUAAAUCAUACGAUGAUUAUAAUGAAGGAUCGGUUCAUGAGGCCAUUGUUCAUUGCAAAAGAUCAUUUGAAAAGUGAAUUGAAUUGAGAAGAAGAAGAAUUGGAGGAGAAGAAAGUUUAUCUAAGAAGAAUAUGAUAGAAGAAAUAAUCAAACUGUCCUUUUUAAAAAGAUCCUGUUCACUUAUAUUUGAAAUCAGAAUCAGAAUAUCAGUCAUAUGUAAAAUCAUAAAGAGAGAUGGUUGGAUUUUUUAGACA